AUGCCCAUCACAACUAGCAAGGCCAUGGGGAGAAAGAUCUGCAACUACAUGCAACGAAGCUUGAGCAGUGCUGCCCUGCAUGGCAGUAGACACACCUUGCAGCUCCCGUUCAGUGGACUCAUGGAAGAGUUCAGGGAGAGCAGAACACAGGAAGCCCUGCAGUACAGAAAUGUCUAUAAAAACACUAUCAAACGUUUCACUGCAUAUCAUUUCAAGACACUCCUGGAAAUCAGAAGACUGUUUGGAGAACAGCCCAAGUUCGCCAUGCAGUGUAUAAUUAUCUUGGCUGUGUUGGCCCUCUGCCUGGCCACAGUGUUGACUCAGGAGCCGCUACAGUAUAUGAAGGAUGUUCAGGGGGUUGUGGUGGGUGGGCAGGUGGCGCCCCCCAACUCCUGGCCAUGGCAGGUGUCACUGCAGGUGAAAUAUGGACAUGAGUACAGUCACAUCUGUGGAGGAACUUUGAUCAGGAAGCAAUGGGUGAUGACCGCCGCACACUGUGUGGACAGCGAGAACACUUUCCGAGUUGUCCUUGGAGAACACAACCUGGAGAAGAAGGAGGGGCAUGAACAGUUCAUUGAUGUCUUGUUUCCAUUCAUCCACCCGGACUGGGACACUAAUAAUGUCGCCCAGGGGUUCGACAUCGCUUUGUUGUAUCUUUCCACUGAGGCGACCUUGAACCGCUAUGUGAAGUUGGGCACACUACCCCCUGCAGGACAGGUUCUGAAACACGGCCACCCCUGCUACAUCACUGGAUGGGGUCUUACCGAGACUGAUGGGCAUAUCUCUACGGAGCUGAAGCAGGCCCAGCUGCCUUUGGUGGGCUACAACACCUGCUCCAGAGGGGACUGGUGGGGCGCCACUGUCACCGACACCAUGGUGUGCGCUGGGGGCAGCACAGACUCUGGCUGCAAUGGUGACUCUGGAGGUCCUCUGAACUGCAAGGUGUGCGGUAGGUAUGUGGUGCAUGGCAUCGCCUCCUUCGUGUCCGGUUCAGGCUGCAACGCCGCCCAGAAGCCCACCGUCUUCACACGUGUGUCUCAAUACAUCAGCUGGAUGAACUGGAUGAUGUGGUAAAUGAAGCCAUGGACCCCGAGGUCGAGAUACUUAUUCAGCAUCAACUUGAAACUUCUCAUGUUCCAUUUUGAAAUGGAAAUAAAUUGACUGCAUGCAAAAAUCUA
Engraulis encrasicolus (European anchovy) is the source of this 1178-nucleotide messenger RNA. RefSeq names its product elastase-1-like. Gene Ontology annotation, molecular function: serine-type endopeptidase activity. NCBI's taxonomy places the organism in Eukaryota, Metazoa, Chordata, Actinopteri, Clupeiformes, Engraulidae. The record is from RefSeq and is a predicted model, not a curated record. The transcript is spliced from 10 exons. The coding region runs from base 1 to 1074 and encodes 357 amino acids. Gene Ontology annotation, biological process: proteolysis.